Molecule: messenger RNA, 846 nt
Organism: Puccinia graminis f. sp. tritici CRL 75-36-700-3
Lineage: Eukaryota; Fungi; Basidiomycota; Pucciniomycetes; Pucciniales; Pucciniaceae
Exons: 3
Coding region: 1-846 (281 amino acids)
Source: RefSeq, a predicted model, not a curated record
AUGAAAAAAGUCUGGAAACUUGCUUUUAUACUGGCCUGGGUUCAACUCCACAGCCUCUCUGCAUCCGAGAGUCCGCAGAAUGCUGAGUCGCUUGCGUUUAAAACCAAUGAUAUGGCCAGGAUUUUUGGAGAGAACGCCUCCUCCGAACAAGACAAAAGCAGCCUAUUCGACGUGCCUACUGUGACUUCACUAGAAUCCUCACGGGACCUCAACUCUCCUCAAGGGGCUGGUCAACCCCGGCGAUCAAGAGGAAGGCCGAGGAAAAAUCCGAUUGGUGAUACCCAGUCGGCUCCAAAGCGUAAACGAGUUGGCCAGGAUCUAAAUAUAGCUUCCCUGGAUGUGCCAGGGAAACGAGAACAUGGCAUCAUCUCACUUGAUUCAUCAAGUUCUGGAUCUCAUGGAUUGUACCCCGGUGAAUCAACUCUAGUACCAACUGCCUCACUACAAUUCAAUGUCGAUCCUUCUUUUGAAAGCAGUGGCCAAGGAAGAAGUCACAUUGCCUCAGACUACCAGCAAAGCAUCAGUCCACACUCCAGUGGGAUUAUAGAAGGUCAACAAGAAUAUGUCCACAGGAUCGAAGCAACCACCAGUAGUGUGCCUCCUGGGUUCGGUGGGGCUUGGAAUAUCCCCUUUGGGUCUUCCAAUGCGGCAGGGCAAGCACUUCAGGCUCCCGCCAUGCUGCCACCCACAUCCACCCAUGGCCACAAUACCAAUUUUGGUUCGGUUCGUAAUGCAGUCCAACCAGGAACUCACUUAUCUAACACAGGCGGUCCAAUUCGAAAAAUGUAUAGCGUUAUUUGGAAUUUUUACAAUGUGGUCAGGGAGGGUAGGUUUUUGGUUGUUUGA